Messenger RNA from Physella acuta, 795 nucleotides. RefSeq lists its product as uncharacterized. The record is from RefSeq and is a predicted model, not a curated record. Gene Ontology annotation, molecular function: ammonium channel activity. Lineage: Eukaryota; Metazoa; Mollusca; Gastropoda; Physidae. Gene Ontology annotation, biological process: ammonium transmembrane transport. Gene Ontology annotation, cellular component: membrane.
UGGGGUGCUCUAAGUGUCGCCUUUGUCAAAUAUCCCACUGGUAUUUUAGUAGCAUGGGACAAGCAUUCAGGAUGUAUGCUGGCAUGGCAGUUGGCCGGAGUGUGCACAUUUUUUAUCUGGACACUUGGAACGAUGUUUUUGGUGUUUGGCUUUCUGAAACUUACUAAACUCUUUAGGGUUUCUCCUGAAAUGGAGCUCAAGGGUCUGGAUAUCCCAAAACAUGGUGGCCCUGCCUACCCGAUGGAUGCCUAUGGACAUGGGUACUCUGAAAAGAUUUUGGCUGUGGUGGAAAAUGGCCAACUCUCACAAGUGGAGCAAGCAUUUGAGAACGGCAUUUAUGUGAAAGACGAGGGUCCAUACGAACAUCCAGAGUUAAAGGUCAUGGGGAUACACAAAGUUCACAUCACCCCCUCUGUGGUUGAACUAGACUCCAUCAACAGACUACGCAAUGUAAAAACGUGGGAUGAACUUGACAGAAUCAGAGACUCCAUCUCUCCAGCUUCACUGCCGCCACUAUCCUCCCAGACAAGCAGACAGGAGCCAAAGUCCAACUGGGGGAAGAGAAGUGUCAUGUCCCAGCUAGGCGUCAUCAACAAAGUGCUGGAUCUUGCUGAUGAGGGCAACGGAGUUGUCUUAGAACCCAUGGAGAGGACUGCUUUAUAAAGUUUAGAAUCAUGCUGGCGUUGGUUAAAACUGGUUAAGAAGCCUGUAAAGCGUGUCUAAAGAGAUUUUAAAUCUACAUUAUUUUAAUUGUGCAUAGAAUGACUAUAUAAUCAUGUAAUGUAAGUUUUUUAA